This is a messenger RNA of Seminavis robusta, 1683 nucleotides long. Lineage: Eukaryota; Bacillariophyta; Bacillariophyceae; Naviculales; Naviculaceae. The record is from the annotation of a GenBank genome assembly.
AUGACGACCCCUUGGCUCCGCAUCGCCCAGGACUAUCGUAGCUACCUGAAGGAGGCAGGAUUCAGUGCCGAUGAAUUUAACAACCCUUCUUUUGACCGAACACAUGUCUUUAAUAAUUUCAACCAGUACAAGCAGCGGAAGCAACAACAUGGUGACAAAGAGAAAGACGAGGAACCAAGCGCUUCGGUCGCGGCCUUGCCCGCCGGUGUGGUAUCUCCGAAGGAAAGAUCAUCUGCACGUCCUACAGUAAAUGAAGAAGAUGGCUACAACUCAGAGAGUAGAGACCGGGGUGGCCUAGGAGAACCGAAUCCAGAUGCACCGGGUAGAAAUCGAGCCUACAAAACGAAAGAAGAGGAAGUACCUAGAUUUGUAGCUCUAGCAGUCAGAGCUGCUGCCGGUAAUGAUAGAUCUGCUGCUAGUUUGGUAUCUCCCGAGAAGCUGUCCGGCCAUACUGCAUCGAAAGACCCAGGCUUCAACUCGCUCAGGAGAAGCCUUACUGGAAACCAAAAAGGAUUUGAUGCACUGGCAGGCAGCAGUAAGCUGGCCAGUGAAGAGGAGGAAAAGGAAGUAACAAGAGUUGUAGCUUCCGUCAGAGCUGCAGCCGGUAAUGAUAGAUCUGCUGCUAGUUUGGUAUCUCCUGAAAAGACCCUUACCCAUCCCGCAGUGAGAGAACAAGAAUUCAAUUCACUGAGGAGAACCCUUGAUAUUGAAGAAGAAUCAAGUGCACUUGCAGUGAGCAGCAUUCGAGCACAGGAAGACAAAGUCGCAAGACAGGCUGCGAUUAGGGCGCCCAUCAGAGCUGCCACCGGGAAAUCUGCAACUUCACGUAGUCGGGUAUUCUUAUCUGAUAAGUCCGCCAGCGCAAAGGUGAGAUCAAGAGAACAAGACGGUCAAGGCAUCCAUUCUGUUCGAAGAAACUUGGAUGAACAAUUGACUGCAGCUGCCCAGCAAGAGAAACCCAAGGAACACGGGGGGUCAGGGUCGGCCGUGAAAAAGAGAGCGGCCAACUCUGCCACUGAAAAGGGGCCUCCCCGUAAAACAAGGAAGGAAUCUGCCGAGGAGCAUGCUGUAGCAGCUCGUGAUCGUGAAGAUGGAUCGGCAACGAGAGAGUCGGCAUCGGACAGAAGUAGCGAUCCCGGCGACAGUCAAACUAGACGAACCAAUGAGAACGGCACAGGCGACACCGACCAGAAUGCAGAGGAUACUGACAACAACAAUGAGUCUUGGGAAGAAUAUUUGAACGGUUGUCUCGAACUAGAUCAGGACAAGUAUUUGAGAAAGCGUUUGCUGAAAUCGAACACUGGUGAUAAGAAAACAUCGGCAUGGUGUCUGCUCAAGGCCUUCUUCCUAUCGAAGACUCCCACUUCAACAAAAGCAGAAUUGAUAAAGGCGGCAGAACCCUUCUAUGGAGCCCCCAUGCAGGCAAAGAAUUAUGAAGGAUUGGUGAAUGAAGAGUAUGGGCCUUGGCACUCUAUUAUCACCUUGGAAGGCAAAAGUUUUGUGCAGAGACACCCUCGCGGAGGGCUGGGCGGUGUAGAUACAUUUGAGUUGACGGGGGCUGGAAGGACUGUCUGUGCCAAACUAUUUGUGACAGGCAAGAAGGAAUCCACAGAAGGAGGAAGAGCCAAGAGAAAGCAAAAAGCUUCGUCGAUUACUUCGUUUUUCUCGCCAAAGAUGAACUAA